AUGAUGCCCAGUGCCUUCACUCUCAGCCUCCCUGGGACCUUGCCAGCCUUGUGCUUCCUCGCAUCCCUCGCUCACCUCUCGGCCGGGGCUCAAGGCGGGGAACGAAAAUCGGCCGCCGGGGGGGGUCUCAGCCCGGGCAGGAGUCACGCGAGGGAUCUGAGAACUCUCAUCCUCCUGGACGUGAAUAUCAGGAGCUCGGUUCGGACGGUCAGCGAGAACUUUCUGUCAAUCCAGCUGGACCCCGCCGUGGUGCACAAUGGCUGGAUCGACUUCUUAAGCUCCAAAAGGCUGGUCACGCUGGCGCGAGGGUUGUCCCCUGCCUUUCUGUGGUUCGGUGGAAAGAGAACGGACUUUCUGCAGUUUCAAAAUCAUCGAAAUCUGGCGAAGCACCGGGGGGAACUGGGGCCGGAUUACUACCUGAAAAACUACGAAGACGACAUUGUCCGGAGUGACAUCGCCCUGGACAAACAGAAGGGCUGCAAAAUCGCCCAGCACCCGGAUAUCAUGCUGGAGUUACAGAGGGAGAAAGCUUCGCAGAUGCAGGUUGUCCUGACGAAGGAACAAUUCUCCAACACCUACAACAACAUCACAAUAACAGCCAGGUCUCUAGACAAACUCUACAACUUCGCCGAGUGCUCUGGCCUGCAUCUGAUCCUUGGCUUGAACGCCCUGCUGCGGAAUCCUGACAACUCCUGGAAUGGUUCCAGUGGCCUGAGUCUCCUCAAGUACUGUGCCGGCAAGAAGUAUAAUAUAUCCUGGGAGCUUGGGAAUGAGCCCAACAGCUACCGUACCAUGGUCGGGAAGACGAUUAACGGGAGCCAGCUGGGAAGGGACUACAUCCAGCUCAAGAACUUGCUGCAGUCUGUCCGAUUCUACACCAAAGCCAGCCUGUAUGGGCCAAACAUAGGCCGGCCAAGGCGAAAUGCGGCAGCCUUGCUGGACGGGUUCAUGAAAACAGCAGGGACGGUGGUCAGUGCAGUAACAUGGCAACACUACUACAUUGAUGACCAAACUGUGAACGUGGCUGACUUUGUGAAAACGCGUCUGUUGGACACUCUCUCGGAUCAGAUUGCCAAGGUACACAGGGUCGUGAACUCACAUGCACCAGGGAAAAAGGUGUGGCUUGGAGGGGUAGGGCCAGCAUGGGCUGGAGGGAUGACCAACCUCUCCGAUACAUAUGCAGCAGGAUUUCUGUGGUUAAAUACGUUGGGAAUGUCAGCCAAGCAGGGAAUAGAUGUCGUGAUCCGGAAUUCGUUCUUUGACCACGGAUAUAAUCACCUCGUGGAUCAGAACUUCAACCCGCUACCAGACUAUUGGCUUUCUCUCCUUUACAAACGGUUGGUGGGAACCAAAGUCCUCACUGUUCAAGUGGCAGGUCUACAGAGGAAACCUAGGCCCGGGCGAGUGAUACGGGACAAACUGAGGAUCUACGCCCACUGUACACACAUCCGCAAUCACAAUUACCUACGAGGAUCCAUUACCAUUUACAUCAUCAAUCUCCAUAGAUCAAGAAAGAAAAUAAAGCUGGCUGGAACGCUGAGGGACAAGACAGUUCACCAGUACCUGUUCCAACCUUAUGGAGUUCAGGGGUUGCAAGCAAAGUCUGUGCAGCUGAAUGGUCGGCCACUAGUAAUGGUAGACGAUGAAACAUUUCCCGAACUAAAACCAAGAACUCUACGAGCUGGAAGAAUUGUGGUGGUUCCCCCGCUUUCCAUUGGAUUCUACGUGGUGAAGAAUGCCAACGCCCCUUCUUGCAAGUUUCGGUAG
Molecule: messenger RNA, 1767 nt
Organism: Carcharodon carcharias (great white shark)
Lineage: Eukaryota; Metazoa; Chordata; Chondrichthyes; Lamniformes; Lamnidae
Gene: hpse2
Product: heparanase 2
Exons: 12
Coding region: 1-1767 (588 amino acids)
Cellular component (GO): extracellular matrix; membrane
Molecular function (GO): hydrolase activity, acting on glycosyl bonds
Source: RefSeq, a predicted model, not a curated record